This is a messenger RNA of Drosophila persimilis, 2810 nucleotides long. RefSeq names its product tropomodulin (gene tmod). Gene Ontology annotation, cellular component: myofibril. Bases 175 to 1581 code for a protein of 468 amino acids. The transcript is spliced from 9 exons. Gene Ontology annotation, biological process: myofibril assembly; pointed-end actin filament capping. The record is from RefSeq and is a predicted model, not a curated record. Gene Ontology annotation, molecular function: tropomyosin binding. Lineage: Eukaryota; Metazoa; Arthropoda; Insecta; Diptera; Drosophilidae.
AAAUAUCUCUUGUUGUUGUGUGUGUAAUUGUUGUACCAGUGAGUGCCAGUGCGUGUCAGUGGAUCGAUCCGGAGAGGAGAACGAACCAAGUGAAAGUGCUCCAAAGAAAGCGCAAGAAAAACGAGUCAAAACCCCAGGCUAAGCCAAGAAAAUCCCCACAAAUCCUGUCUAAUCAUGUCGGACAUUGAGGAUGUCUUUGGUGGCUCCGCCGAGGAGGCCAAGCCCAAGCCGGACGCGGAUGUGGAUGCGGCUGCGGAAGCCAACGCCAACGCCGAUGCCGAAAGCAAGAGCAGCGUCGUCACCGAACGGACCGAGGAGGUCAUUCCUGGGGAGACCGAGAAAAUGAUCACCGAGACCAUCGACGAGGACGGAGACGUUGUCGAGGAGACAACUGAAGUCACCCGCAAGACGGUCAAGAGAACCAUGAAAAUCACUGAGACUUCAGCCACCACAAAGACAACCACGCUCACGACGCCCGCCAAGCUGUAUGGCAAGGAUCUGAGCGAGUACGAUGAUGUGGAUGUGGAGAGCCUGCUGGCCCAGCUCUCGCCUGAAGAGAUCACCAUACUGGCCAAAGAGGUGGAUCCUGAUGACAACUUCCUGCCGCCUGACCAGCGCUGCAGCUACGAGUGCAGCAAGGAUGCCACCGGGCCGCUCAAUCGCAAGCAGCUGAUCGAGCACAUCAACAAGCAGGCCAUCGAGACGCCCGACGAGCCCGAGUUCGAGCCGUAUGUCCAGGGCAAGGUGCGCGGCAAGAAGUGGGUGCCCCCGCCGAGGGAUGCCCGCGAGAUCGAGGCCGAGGAACAGAUCGCCAUCGACAUGGGCGACGAGUACGAGCACGCGCUGAACGACGCCACGCAGGAAGAGAUCAUCGAUCUGGCCGCCAUCCUGGGCUUCCACUCGAUGAUGAACCAGGACCAGUACCACGCCUCGCUGCUCAACAAGGGCCAACCCGUGGGCAUGGGCUGGGACGGCAUCACAAAGUCCACGCAGCAGAAGCUCUUCCCCAUGGACCCGCCCAACGCCACCGAUGUGGAGGAGUCGAUCAAGCGCGUCAAGGACGACGACUCCAAGCUGGUCGACUUGAACUUCAACAACAUAAAGAACAUCUCGGACGAGAAGCUCGAACAACUCUUCGCCGCACUGCCUCAGAACGAACAUCUGGAAGUCCUCUCGCUGACAAACGUCGGCCUGACUGACAAGACAGCUCUCCUGCUCGCGGAGGCGAUCGAGAAGAGCAAAACCCUGAGAGUAUUAAACGUCGAGACCAACUUCAUCAGUCCGCCCGUGAUUGUGAAGCUGGUGCAAGCCCUGCUCAAGUGCCACACCAUCGAGGAGUUUAGGGCCUCCAAUCAGCGAUCUGCGGUGCUGGGCAACAAGAUCGAGAUGGAGAUCACCGAUCUGGUGGAGAAGAACCCCUCGCUGCUGCGACUCGGCUUGCAUCUGGAGUUCAACGAUGCCCGCCACCGCGUGGCCGCUCACCUCCAGCGCAACAUCGACAGAAUAAGAAAAGAUCUUGAGUUGCGACUGCAGUUCAGAUUUUUCAAUAAUCUGCAUAGAAAAUCGACAAGAAUUCAAUAGGAGAUCAGCAUCAACCAAAGAAAUCAAACUAAAACUAAACCUAAACCAUUUUUAAAGCGUUUUGUAAUCUAAAUAUAACGAAAGAAAGAAAGAAAAUUAAGGACAGGAAAGGAAAGGAAAGAAGAGUACAGAAAGGAAGAAGAAACCCCCCAAAAUAACAACGAAAGAACGUGUAUAAAAUAAUAUAAAUAUAAAAGGAAGGAUAAAGUCCAAGUCGAACCAUAUCUGCGUACAUAUAUAUUCUAGAGAGACUCUUACUAAGCAAAAAGAAACAAGCGAAGCGAAGCAAAUAAAACCCAAAGUGAAAGUGAAAUAUCAUUAUACGUACGAGUAUAUACGAGUACCAGCUUAAAAAUACAUACUAUAUCGUAUCGCGUAGAUGUUUGUUUGAAGAUAUGUUCGAGGUCGAGUCGAGUCGAGGCCUCUUCUAAUCCCAGCAGAAAUCGUUUAGGCGAUCCACAUUUGUACGUGUUACGUGUAUAAUUUUCUCUAAUGCUUAACACAGGAAUUAAACUGCGAUGUAUGAUCUAAGUGAAUCCCCCACCAUCACCAGAACCAAAGAGACGAACCCGUUAACAAUUAAAAUACUCAAAGUAGCGAACAUAAUAGAAUGUUUGACACAAUUUCAUAAUUCAAUAAGAACAACUAACAGUAGCAGGAGCAGCAGCAGCAGCAACAGCAACAGCAACAGCAGCAGCCUCAUCGUGUGUCCUUCGGCGAACAGUUGUACGCGUGAAACGCCUGAAUCAGCGUAAAUAAAAAGACAACACAAAGAGCAGCAACCAAGCAACCAAGCAACCAACCAACCAGCAACCAGCAACACGAUGCCACAUGAAACCAAGAACAGAAAUAAAGGCAGAAAACCAUCUCUAUGUGUGUGUUGUGUGUCUUUGUUUGUCCAGCUUCUGAUUACCACCAUAUUCUGAUUAACCAACCAACCAACAAACAAACAAACAAACAGCCACCCAAGCACUAGUACAACAAGAACCACACCACCAGCUUUAAGAAAAAGAACUACACUGGCAUCCCAUCCGAACCGAAGAACAAUGCCACACAAGUCCAAGUUCAAUUUAAAAGUCCCCACCAAAACAACCCAAACCCCGAAACAAACCAUCUGCCAGCCAACCAGCUGUGAACUAACACCGAAGAAUGAUGUGUGGCCACUGCAUUGGACGUCAGCGUCGCAUGGGACACCUGACCAGGAACUACACCAUUGGCAUGUGGCAGUA